AUGUCGCCCAGCAACUUCCGUCGGCGAGACUGUUCCGAUUUGAUUCUUAUUGACUGCCCCGUCCCUAGAGGUCUUGAUCACCUACCACGUCGAUACUUCGAAUAUUGCGACCAGAUUGGGUUGCUCGGCAAUGUCAACGGGGUGAAGAAGGAAGUGCCCAAAUGGCUCAUUCCACACAUUGAAGCCUGUAUCAACAGCCUUCAUAACUACCAUGCCACCCCAUUCGUACCUAGUAUUGAUGGUCCGAAAACGCAAAUCAUCUGGGCCUGUGACGCCAUCGACAAAACAUCUUGA
This is a messenger RNA of Penicillium crustosum, 294 nucleotides long. RefSeq names its product alpha/beta-hydrolase. Lineage: Eukaryota; Fungi; Ascomycota; Eurotiomycetes; Eurotiales; Aspergillaceae. Bases 1 to 294 code for a protein of 97 amino acids. The record is from RefSeq and is a predicted model, not a curated record. The transcript has a single exon.